This is a messenger RNA of Kogia breviceps (pygmy sperm whale), 1099 nucleotides long. Lineage: Eukaryota; Metazoa; Chordata; Mammalia; Artiodactyla; Physeteridae. The record is from RefSeq and is a predicted model, not a curated record.
CAUGGCGCCUGAGGAAAGCGCUGAGGCUGCAGCCCUGCUGCGAAGUUUCGAGCGCCGCUUCCUGGCGGCGCGCGCCCUGAGCUCUUUCCCCUGGCAGAGCCUAGAAGAGAAAUUAAGGGACUCGUCAGGUUCUGAGCUGCUGCUGGAUAUUUUGCAGAAGACCGUGAAGCAUCCUCUGUGCAUGAAGCAUCCACCGUCAGUGAAGUAUGCCUGGAGCUUUCUCUCAGAGCUCAUCAGAAAGCACGAGGCUAUCCACACGGAGCCUUUGGACAAGCUGUACGAGGCGUUGGCGGAGAUCCUGACGGCCAAGGAGCCCACCCGGUGCCACCGGAGCUACUUGCUGCCCUCUGGGGACUCUGUCACACUCUCCGAGAGCACGGCCAUCAUUUCCCAUGGCACCACGGGCCUGGUCACAUGGAACGCCGCGCUUUACCUGGCAGAGUGGGCCAUGGAGAACCCAGCGGGCUUUGCUCACAGGACUGUCUUAGAGCUUGGCAGUGGAGCCGGCCUCACGGGCCUGGCCAUUUGCAAGAUGUGCCGGCCCAGAGCAUACGUCUUCAGUGACUGUCACAGCCACGUCCUCGAGCAGCUCCAAGGGAACGUCCUUCUCAACGGCCUCUCAUUGGAGCCAAAUGUCACCGCCCUGGCCCAGCACCCAGGACAUGACACUGCCGAUACAGAGAGCCCCAGGGUGAUGGUGGCCCGGGUGGACUGGGACAUUGUGACGGUCCCUCAGCUUGCUGCCUUCCAGCCGGACAUCGUCAUUGCCACAGGUACCGCCCAGUUCAGGCCACUGGAGUGUAGCCUCCCUGAAGCCCCACCUGGCUUUCAGUGCUGGGAAGGUGAUGAUGUGCUAUAUUGCCCAGAAACUGUCCUCUCCCUGGUCGGGGUCCUGCAGAAGCUCUCUGCCUGCCAGAAGGACCAGCGGGCUCCUGACGCCUACGUUGCCUUCACCAUCCGCAACCCGGAGACAUGUCAGCUGUUCACCGUGGAGCUGGGCCGGGCUGGAAUCCCGUGGGAAGAAGUGCCUCGUCACGACCAGAAACUGUUUCCCUACGAAGAGCACUCGGAGAUGGCAAUUCUGAAACUAAUGCUGUAG